Hyaloscypha bicolor E is the source of this 4010-nucleotide messenger RNA. RefSeq lists its product as uncharacterized. The record is from RefSeq and is a predicted model, not a curated record. Gene Ontology annotation, biological process: regulation of DNA-templated transcription; mRNA splicing, via spliceosome. Gene Ontology annotation, cellular component: U2 snRNP; nucleus. Gene Ontology annotation, molecular function: protein binding; U2 snRNA binding; DNA-binding transcription factor activity, RNA polymerase II-specific. The coding region runs from base 75 to 4010 and encodes 1311 amino acids. Lineage: Eukaryota; Fungi; Ascomycota; Leotiomycetes; Helotiales; Hyaloscyphaceae. The transcript has 11 exons.
CAGUGAUCUGCCAGUACAUCAGUCUCUACUUAUUCCCUGAAUCGAAUCCUCUCAGUUUCGAACAACCCGCCGCGAUGGACUCCUUCGAUCACACACAUGAUCUGCAAGACUACUCUACGUUCUUUCCAGAGGCAACCUAUGACCUCUUCGGAGAAUAUGGCCUUUAUUGCGACUUGUUAGACUAUCCUAUCUCUGGGUUCGGGCAUGGAGAAGCCCCAAGCUCACCGCCAGAAACCCAGGGUCCAAUUUACCGCCAAAUUCUUUCAGUAGAUCAGUCUCCUUGGGGCUCCGGCUUACCCCCUGUGAAUGACUCUGGCAGUGCGGCCCCUUCAGCUCAGGAAAACGUGGUUCCGACCCCCCAAGCCUCGAACGCCUCGGAUUCGGCAAGCCUAAAGUCAAGUGCGACUUUGCCUUUUGCCAAGGGUUAUCUCAAGAGUAAGACAGCAGUACUCGAUGAAGGCGACGAAAGUCCUGCAAUAAAGCGAAGGAAAUGGCAGAAGCAUGUUGUCAUUUUCUCUACUGACCAGAACAAGAAUGUUGUGCCGAGGCGAAGGAAGGCUUUUGCUCCAACCCGAAAGAAAGAGGUGGCGUUGAACCGGCUGAUUGGGGCAUGUGUUCGAUGUAAACUUCGGAAAGCAGCAUGCGAUUUCGGGCUACCGUGCCAGCAAUGCCUCAAGCGAGCUGGGAAUACUGGACUUGGGCACGAGAUCUGUAGCAGACAGAGCUUGAUGGCAGUGCGUUUUAAUAAUAUCGACCUUUACAGGAGCGACGACGCCCCAAGUUUCACCGUAUACCCACGUAUCCCACACACAGAGAAGACGGUUUACGUUUCGUAUCCAUCUUGUUGCGGAAGGUCUAGUACAUUUUUCGCAGUCAGAAUUCAGGAUUACCAGCCGCAUCCGGUUUCGGAAGACAUCGCAAGGGUUCUUGUGUCUUGGAAUUAUCGGGAGCGGGAAGAAACCGUAAUCCCCGAUGGUAAUAGCGCUUUCAUUUUCGACUCAUUACCACCCCUUGAAGAGCUGCUUUAUUGCAGAGAAACUCGACACCAUUUCUGCGAUUCAGGCCCUUUAUCUGGCCUGCAAAAAGCAUUCAGCGAAUUUGCGGAAGAUUAUUCCAAUAAAGAUCGCAAUCUACCACUACAAAGUCUUUUGAAAAAGGUAAUACACAUGAAACUUCUACUGGGUCUUUACAGGCUGUGCCCGAUCAUGAAGCAGACAAAAGAUUCCGUUGAGACAGAGUUUGCAUCCUGGGCAAUGCAGUCUCAAAUACAAAACCUCGUUAUGAAAGAAGCUGUGAAAUUGGAAGCUGAAGUACUUUCUGAACUUGAGAGAAUACUGCAUAGUUCCCAAAGCAUCGGGAGCCAGAAUCCAAUCGCCAUAUGGGUGUGCUUGUGGCUUUUGUUGCUAUACUACAAGUCCCACUUGGUUUUCAUAUGGUCUGUUUAUGGAGGUAGAGCGUCGGUAACAGGCCCGAUCUAUAGUCUUGGGAGGCAUCUUUACAACGCAAUCACUUCCAUCUAUUCAGCACUUUACAAAACAACCACCCCUCUUACAUUUGACUGGCGGAAGGAAGAAAUCUCCAAAAUGCUUGGCAGAGAUUCUGAGCUGAUCAAAUCUUUCUGCAAUAUCAAAACCGAGAUGUUUUGGCUUCAUGCUGAGAGAGACGAUUUGCUUGAGGAGGAUUCUUUAUUCAAAACCCUACCGCCGUCUGCCAUCACGCAGGCGAUCGUCGGCCAGUUCUCUGGCACAAAAGAACAGCAGAUUAUCACGGUUUCGGGCUCUUGCCUGACCAUCCUUCGUCCAGAUCCGAGCCUGGGCAAAGUCAUAACGCUCGUCUCACAUGACAUCUUUGGCGUGAUCAGAUCUAUUGUCUCGUUCCGCCUUGCAGGAAGCACCAAGGCCACUGACUCAGGCCGCAUCGCUGUCAUCGAGUACGUUCCGGCCAAAAACCCCUUCUCUCGUAUCCACUUGGAGACAUUUGGGAAGUCUGGCGUACGCCGUGUCAUCCCAGGUCAAUACCUUGCUGCAGAUCCCAAGGGCAGAGCAUGCCUCAUCGCCUCUGUUGAGAAGAAUAAGCUCGUUUAUGUUUUCAACCGCAACGCCCAAGCCGAACUCACCAUAUCCUCGCCUCUCGAGGCUCACAACCACGGUGUCCUUGUCUUCUCCCUCGUUGCUCUCGAUGUUGGCUAUGCGAAUCCUGUGUUCGCGGCUUUAGAGACGAACUACUCAGAGUCAGACCAGGAUGCAUCAGGUCAGGCAUAUCAAGAAGUGGAGAUACAACUUGUCUACUAUGAGCUGGAUCUCGGUUUAAAUCAUAUUGUCCGCAAGUGGUCGGAACCUGUCAACCAAACAUCAACCCUACUCUUUCAAAUCCCAGGCGAAAACGAUAGUCCAAGUAGUGUGCUUGUGUGUGGAGAGGAAAGUGUCACCUAUAGACACUCAAACCAGGAGGCUUUUCGUGUCCCUAUCCCGAGACGGCGAGGCGCUACAGAGGACCCUCAACGGAAGCGCACUAUAGUUUCGGGAGUAAUGCACAAACUGAAGGGUAGCACUGGUGCAUUCUUCUUCCUCCUUCAAACCGAAGACGGAGACCUUUUCAAGGUGACGCUUGAUAUGCUGGAAGACAGCGAUGGUAAUCUAACUAGAGAGGUGAAACGUAUCAAGAUCAAGUACUUUGAUACUAUUCCGGUUGCGAAUAGUCUCUGUAUUCUCAAGAGCGGAUUUCUAUUCGUCGCUAGCGAGUUUGGGAACCAUUAUUUCUAUCGAUUCGAAAAGCUUGCAGAUAACGACGAUGAACUUGAGUUUACCAGUGACGACUUUCCCACUGAUCCCCGCGCUUUCUAUAACCCUAUCUACUUCUAUUCGCGGUCCCUGGGGAAUCUGGCGUUAGUUGAAAGUAUCGAUUCUAUAAAUCCACUUAUAGAUUGCAAGGUCGCAAAUCUGAUGGGAGAAGACGCUCCGCAGAUAUACUCGGGGUGCGGUAACGGUGCAAGGAGCACUUUUCGGAUGCUAAAGCAUGGUUUGGAAGUCCACGAAAUUGUUGCUUCAGAGCUGCCGGAAACUCCUUCUGCGGUUUGGACGACCAAGCUUACUAGUGAAGAUGAAUACGACGCCUACAUUGUCCUGGCCUUCUCAAACGAUACUAUGGUCUUGAGUAUUGGAGAGACAGUCACGCAAGCCACUGAUUCAGGCUUUCUCACAUCAGUCGAAACCCUUGCAGUCCAGCAAACCGGUGACGAUAGUCUCAUUCAAGUCCACCCCAAAGGAGUUCGACACAUUCGAAACAAACUAGCAAACGAAUGGAUGGCUCCCCAACAUCGUUCCAUAAUUGCUGCUGCGACGAAUGAGCGGCAGGUAGCCGUGGCUCUGAGUUCAGGAGAGAUUGUCUACUUUGAGAUGGGUAGCGACGGAUCUCUCGCAGAUAAGCAGUGCGAAGAGGGUAUAGUCGGGAUCCACGCCAAUCACCUCCGGAUCUUCUCCAUCGAACAACUACGCAACAACUUAAUCCAGAAAUCGCUACCUCUUACAUAUACCCCGCGACAACUUGUCAAGCACCCUGAUCAGCCAUAUUUCGAUAUUAUCGAAUCUGAAAACAAUACGCUAGCACCGGAGCUGCGUGCGCAAUUGCUGGCGCAUCCAAACGAUGUCGAUGGCGAUGCUAAGGUACUCCCGCCAAAAGAGUUUGGUUACCCCCGCUGGCGUGGCAGAUGGGCAUCCUGCAUAAGCAUUGUUGAUCCUGUUGGCGAAGAGCCCCGAGUGCUUCAAAUAAUCGACCUCAAAAGCAACGAGGCUGCCGUCAGCGCUUCGAUAGUCUCCUUUGCCAGCCAGGAAGGCGAGAGCUUCUUGAUCGUCGGCACUGGGAAGGACAUAGUCCCCAACCCGAGGCAAUUUUCUGGAGGCUAUAUCUACGUCUAUCAGUUUCAUAGAGAUGGCAAGGGUCUGGAAUUCAUGCAUAAGACCAAGGUCGAGGAACAACCAAUGGCGCUCCAGCCCUUCCAGGGUCGAAAAUAA